AGCCCGCCCAGCCAUUCACAAAGCCAUAAAGCUCUCCAAACACUCGAUAACGAGACUGAGAAGUCGAAGUGCACCCAAAGCGAAACCCCAACCAUCCACCAUCCGCCAUCAACCCCGAAAUCAAUGCCGCGUCGUUGUUCAAUUAAGUGCUGAUCCAGUGAUUCCUCGCCAGAAAUACCAAUCGAGGCGCGGCGAAUGUGUGUCAUAAGUGCAGAAGUGAUGUGCGGCAAAGUGCGAAGCGGUCUAAAACGCCAGUGAGUCGAACGCGUUUCUGUUAAUUUCCAUAAAUAUUUCCCUGGCUCGAAACCCGAGCUCGCAGCCCACAAAAGCCGGAAAAGUGCAAGUUCGGUGCGAAAGUGAACCAGAAGAUAUGUGAAAACCAAAGGAGGAAUACCCAUUCUACGGUGCUCAUUCAAUUGCUGACUAAGGGCGCAAUUAACUUGCCUUCUCCAGACUGUGCCUCGAGGAGGAGUUGGCUUUCGGUUCUUGAACACACUCCGGUUGAGUCCCACACCGUGUGGCAGCGUGCUGCACAAGUGCAGCGAAAAAUGGCGGCAGCCGACAACAAUUAAGCUACACACUGCCACAAACCACUCUUUGAGCCACAAAACAAGCAAAUAGUUCCAAAAACAAGCCACUAAGCAGGGGAAAAUGUCAGCCACUCAGCCGAAGGACUCGGCAGCCAAGACCAACGAGCUGGCGGCUGAGGCUGAGGCCGCCCCCCUGGCCCCACCCCCCGCCAAGGCAGCGACAUCGACAGCCACUGCUCCGGCGAAGAAAACUUUAACCUCUGGCGCGGCUUUGUCAUUGUUUGAUCAGCUGAAAAACAGCGUCAACCUAAACAGUCUAACAAUUGGCGCCGCCGGCGGCAGCAACACAAGCCACAUCUCGCCAACAGCUUCGACGACGGCUCCCACACCAGCAUCCGCAGCGGACACACCCACCGCCGCACUGUUGCCAGUGCCCGUCCCAUCUGACGCCUCCUCUUCACCCGCCCCCGCCACCGCCUCCGCCACGGCCAAUAUUGAACUGAAGCCGCCGGCAAAGCCCCCGCGGCCCUUCAGCACGCCCAGCAGCAUCGGCAUUGUGAUGGGCACUAAGCGGGGGGCAGGAGGCGGGGCAGGAGGCUCCGUGGAACAGGACAUAAACGCGUUGCGAUCUCAAUUGUAUCAGGGCGCCCGGAAAACGGCCGCACCAACCAAGGCGGGAGCUGUCAAGGCGCCGCCACAGAAAGCCGCAAGAACGGGAGGAGUAGCGGCAGGAGCACCCGGAGCAGGAGGACAGCGAAGUGCCAAGGGCUCUAAGAAGCGGUGCUUGGAUCGAUACGAUUCGUCAGAGUCAUCAGACAGCGGCGUUGCCACCUCGCUGAGCUGCGCCGAUUCUAGCACGGGCUCCAGUGAGGAUGCGUCCGAACCAGGCUCCCCGUACAGUGCGCACUCGCAACUGAGCGACCCUGAUCCGCUGACCAAGAUGCCCCCCCAAAUCCUCGGCAACAGCACCGCCAGCGGCGCAGCAGCGGCCUCCACGACCUCCCCCAGCAGCACUACACAGGUCUCAGGUUCUUCCCUCCAUCAGAAUCCCGGCCAGAGCCACACCAGCGUCAAACUGGCGACCCCAACGACACCCCAGCGGAGCGUUAACCCCAGCAUCCUGCCCACUCUCCAGUGGCCGUGGAACACCAGCCUGGGCAGCACCUCUACCGCCGUACCCGCCUCCACGGCAAACAAAAACAAGCGUUCGGCGGGCGGUUCUGGAGCGACAGUGGGAAGCGUUGGGGGAGAUGGAGCCAUUGGAAAUACUGGAGCUGGGGCAGCGUCAGCCAAGAAGGCCCGCAACGACUUGCCUGGAGCCUCUGAUGCAAGCAAAAGACUGAAGGCGGCCGCUCUGGAGGAGUCGCAGACCAAGAUCACGGGCUUUUUCAAGUCGCAGAUGAAGCCCACGCCGGGCGGCGGAAAGCUGUCUCCUCAGCCGGGCCAGCAGAGCAGUCCGGCCAACACGCUCACGAUGAGCACGCCCGAGACCACUGCCUCGUUGAACAAGUACUUCAACAUCCUUUCGCAGCUCAAGGAGCAAAAGCAGCAGCAGCAGCAGCAACAACAACAGCAGCAGAAGCCACAGCAGCAACUGCAACCAGCAAGCAAGCCAGUGGCAGCAUCCACACCAGUGACGCCAACGCCGCCAGCGCCUGCUGUCACUGCCAGCCCAAGCCUGCCGGUGCCGGCGCUCAAGAAGAUUGAACGGAGCACGAAGCAGCCAGCCAAGAUUGCCCAGGUGGCGCCCAACCUACGCAAGACGCCAAGCAGCAGCUCGUCGGCCAGCUCCUCCUCUUCGUCGGGCAGCUCGUCAAAUGGCUCCAAUACGGGCAAGUCGCCGGCCAAGAAACACGUGGCCAUCGCACCCCGCACGCCUGAGAUGAAGCAGCAGCAGCAGCAGGGCAAGGCGGCCAUGGUCUACCGGCCACCAGGCACGAUGUCCAACCUAAAGCAGAAGCAGAUCUCGCAGCCAGCUUCUGUGAGUGUCGCUGCGCCUGCUCCUGUUCCUCCUCCGCCCACUACCACCGCCCCGCCCAACCCAACGCUCUACCAGCUGCCCAUGCAACUGCCCAAUCUAGUCCAGCUGCCGCCCCAGUUGGCGGCCGCUGCAAACAUCAUGCAGCUCAACAACGUGGCCAAGGCGGCGGUGGCAGCGGCGGCCAAUAACAACGCCGCCGCCCAGGCAGCCCAGGCCGCUCAGGCUGCCGCAGCCCAGUACUUCCUGAACGGGACCGUUUUUAAGCUGCAGCAGGUGACAACCGCUACCACGACGACUGCCACCACAGCCACGGCGGCGGCCUCGACAGGCAAUCCCUUUGGGCUGUUGAGCGCCACCGAGCUGCAGGAUCUGAUCAUGAAGCAGCAGCAGAUGCAGUUGCAGCAGCAACAGGCGGCGGUGGCGGCGGCCGCCAAGGCUCCGGGCAACACCUCAAACUUCCAGGAGCUCUUCCAGCAGCAGAUUGCCGCUAUUGCCGCCCAACAACAGCAGCAACAGCAGCAGCAGCAGGUCGUCACUCAGCAGCAGCAGCUGCAGCGUCUGGUCCAGAGCGGAGCAGGAGCAGCUGCAGCCCAGCCCGUGUUCAUGGCGACCCCGGCCGGGCUCCUGCUCAAUGCCGCCAGCCUACCCGCGAUGCUAGCCGCCGCCAUUGCCGCCAACAACCAGCAGCAACAGCAGAAGGUAGCUGCCUCCCUGGCGCUGCAGCAGCACCCGCAGCAGCAGCAAGCGUUGCCCGCCCUACAGCCGAUACCAGCCCUGAGCUCCAUCUUCGAGCCGUCGGCCGAGCAGCAGCAGCAGCUGCAGAUGCAGCAGCAACAACUGGCCCAGCUGCUGUUGUCGAACCAGCAGCACCAGCAGCAGCAGCAACUCAUCACUGCCACCCAGCCACCCCCACUGGCUGCCACGAACAACACUGCCAACAACACCACUGCCAACAACAGCAACAACCUCACUGCCUCGAAUAACUUAAGCAACUUACAGCCCCAACAGCCGCAGCGCGCUAUCAUCAAGCCGCCGCUGCACAGCUCCACGCAGCCACCCCCACUGGUGACCAUAUCCUCGGCGCCAGCUCCCGCCCAAACUGCUACGGUCUCAGCCGCGCCAGCAGGCAAGAGGGCCGUGCCAGCGGCUAAGCCUUACCAGAAGCGGAUGGCCGCCAAGGGCAGCGGCAAGUUCCCAUCCGGAGUGGGUGCUGCUCCCAUCAUAGCCACGCCGACCACGCCACCGCCUCUGGUGCCCACGUCGGCCACCAAGGAGCUGGGUCAGCUGCGCAAGAGCACGGAGCGCCUGCAGGCAGCAGCCCCAGGAGGAUCUGCAGCCACUGUAACUGCGGCAUCCGCCCUCAUUUCGGUGACAGGAUGCUCAGGAACCACUGCAUCAGCCACAUCCACGCCCACGCCUCCGCUGGUGAGCAUCGCUCCUUCGAAGCUGACGCCCACACUGAGCAUGGCGAAGCAGGGCCAGGCCAUGAAGCUGGCCAGCAGCUCGCCCGAUCUCUUCGACCUAGUCAAGAACUCGAACAGUGCCAUCUGCCAGGCGACCAAGGCGAUGCAGCCGCUGACCCCGCUGCCCUUCAGUUCGCCGAGCAGCUGCAGCAACAGCAACAGCGCCAGUGGCAACUGCCUGCGAUCCUCGCCAGCGUUGUCCGCCUCGAACUCGUGCACCCUAUCGGCCUUCAGCAAGAUAAAGACUGAGCCGGUGGAGACGCUGUCCCAGUCCUGCUCAAGAGUAUCCUCCUCUGCGCCAUCAAGCUCGCCGAAGCCACAGAGCUUUGCCGGGCAGCUGCCCAGGACGAAUCUCGACCGGGAUCAGGAGGCGGAGGCAGAGUCCGUCAAGCAGGAAAUGCUGCCCGACUGCAGCAACAGCAACUCCAACUCAAACUCGUGCAGCAGCAGCUCCAGCUACUCGCACUCCGUCAGUUCGGCGGCAGAUCUCUCCCUGGAGGCUUCCACGCCUGCGCCAUCGCCCUCGCCCUCCUUGUCGCCCUCAGCAUCUCCGUCUGCCGUGGGUUCCCCCUCGCCGGCUGCAAGCAAUAUAAGCGAGUGCAGUCGACGGGCGCCCAGUCAGACGGACAUGCUCAGCGAGUUGGUCACCUCGUCGUGCAUCUCCAGUGGCGGCGAAGACUGCUCCCAGACGACGAACUCGCCUCCUCCGCCGCCCCUGCCACUACAGCUGGUCAAAGGCUCGAGCACUCCCGCGCCCACGACUGCUGUCGGUGGUACCAGCAGCAGCAGCAGUAGCGGCAGCAGCAACUACGACGAAGAGGACGACAAGUCGGUGCUCUCCCUGGAGACGCAGCGGACCCACAAGCGGCUGAGAAACCUGCCCACUCCUGAAUCGGGGAUCGGAGGAAGUCUGAGCAACAGCGAAAGCAGCAACUCGAUAGUGGAUGCAAUCUCCUCGAAGUCAGUGGGUCCUCCCACUACGGCUGCCAGCAGCAGUAGUGCCGCCUCCGACAGCAAUUCCCUGGCCAGCAAUGCCCCCUCGCCCGCGUCGCCAGACGAAAACUCCUGCAUGGCCACCGCCAGCUGCACGCCCCACACCGUGGUGGACAUAGCUCUGGCCGAGGCCUCCAGCAGCGGUCUGCCAAAGAGCGCCAUCUCGCCGAUCCUGUCGCAACCAAAGACCAUUCGAUUCCCGGCAGGAGCGGGGGCUGGUGGCAAGGGCGGCAAGCGGCACGACGGCGUCUGCUACUGGGACAAGUGCAACAAGAAACACGAGAGCAACUCCAAGCUGCUGGACCACAUGCAGACACACCACGUGAACACCCAGACGGGACCCUUCUCCUGCCUCUGGGUGGGUUGCAAGGUGUACAACAAGGAGUCCUGUUCGCGGCGUUGGCUCGAGCGCCACGUACUCUCCCACGGCGGUUCCAAGCAGUUCAAGUGCAUCGUCGAUGGCUGCGGCUUGCGGUUCGGCUCCCAGCUGGCACUGCAGAAACACGUGAACAACCACUUCAAUGCCGCGGACAACGCCAAGGAGAGCACCAGCAAGCGCACCUCCGAUCCCCCCGUGCCCAAGCAGCUGCGAAAGAAUGGCAAGAAGUUGCGCUACCGCCGCCAGCCCUUCUCAGCUCGCAUGUUCGACUUCAUCGACACGGGCAUCAUGGAGGGUCUCCAGCACCGACUGCGCCAGAUCAGCACGCUCACCAACGGGGCCCAGGCCAUCGAGUUCCAGGGCCAGUGCCUGAUGCGUCGGCGCAACAGCCAGGGCAACUACGAGUGCUUUGUGCGCUGGUCGCCCCGAGAGAUUAUUUCCGACGAGUGGCUGCCAGAGUGUGCGAACCGCACGUGCCAGCACACCAAGGUGCUGCACAUCAAGCAGAUGCGCCCGGCGGAGAAGACGCGCGUGGACAGCUUGCUCACCACAGCCUUCCGGCUGCGCUACGACGCCCAGCUCUUCGCCGACGACUACAAUGUGGACGAACAGCAAGGCGAGGCCAGCGACAGCGAGUGCGAGGAGGAGGAGGACGAGGACGAAGAGGAGUGCGACGGAGGCAGUUCGCGCAGCGCCAGCUGCGAAACCGUGUCCAGCUACCAGCAGGUGCUCAGCAUCGCCAAGCUGCACAUGCAGCAGCGCCGCAAGCACCCCCGCAAGCCCCCCAAAGCGGUGCCAGCCGCGAGGACGGACCUGGUGACGACGGACGCCCUCGUGCCCAUCUAGGUGCCAGGUCGAAAGUAUUUUUAAGUAAUUAAGCCCAAGCCGAAGCGAUAAACGAGUAAACAGUGACAAGUAGGCUAGUUAGAGUAGCAACUAAGUAAGUUAGCACUUAUUCAUAGAGACACAUGUACGCCCCGCUUUGUUCAUUUUUGUUUGUUGAACCGCCGUUUAGUUUAGUGAAUUCCUCACCACCACGGGUCGGUCCCGGCUCGUCCACCGGUCGUUGUAUAUAUGUGUGUUCCGGUGGAAGUGUUAGUCAGAGUCGGGACCAGCGACCCUCAUCGCAGCCCACCCGAGCGCUCUAGCAAACAUCCUGAUUUAAAGAGUUCUAGCUAUAAUUUACCCUACAUACUUACACUUCGUACAAACACCACUGCCCGAGUGGACAAGACUUGUUCGAGAGGAUGAUGUAGAUCUACUUUAAGUUUAGCUCAGCGUGUAAGACCCUACUUUGUUUUCGUUUCAUUGCCCUCAUUGUAUCCUCAUUGUACACCUAGAACUGGCCAAACCUUCCCCGGGGAAGAGCGGAGAACUACGCGCACAACCGAGCAGUUAAACGUAAAGUUAAUAGUAAGGUGAGGCGCCGUGGCGCGAAGAACACAAGACUUAAAGCAUUUACCGCUACAAGAUACAACCACUAUUUGUAACCGUUUUGUACUCAACUUGAACAGCAAUGCAAGCAGUUAUAAGCCUAAGCUAGGUCCCAGAGUACCGACUACCCGUUUAGAGUAACUGGUGCGAACUGCGCCUCUUGACGAUCGGCUGCCCCAUUUCUAGGGCCCUAGAGUCCUGAACCCUAGAGAGCUCCGAACUGUGUAGAUACUGCGGAAGGACGCAGUCUAGGUUCGCCCUAAAGUAAAUUUAACUAUUCGUUUAUAACUUAGCCAAGGCAACUAAGCAAAAUAAAGUUAUCAAAGAGAAUCGGACAUGAACCGCCAUCACACUUGUUCUUCCCUUUAUUUGUAUCUGCCGGCAGGAACCCGCUUAUGAUUUGCAUACAUAUCCGAAUGCGAAAUUCGAAUCAGAAUCUGAAUCCGAACGCAUAUAAGCAAAAUUCGCCUUAAACCUAACCAUAUUUCACAAUUUCCCAUGCCAAUGAAUUUAUACAUAAGUGUUUAAAGUAAGUAAACCAAGCCAGAGCCGAGAUACGACUAAUGAUAAAUACAGACACGAUGAAAUGAACUCAACACUGCCAAAUGUAAUGGAACAACCGAACACAGUUGUUAGGAACGACUGAUAGUUUAGUGCAGACUGGAAGGCGCUUCACUCCCACACUAGCCACUAGAGUCCCCCACUUUUGCGAAUAGGUUCCCUGUGUUGCAACAGUAGUAGCUCGCUAAGAAGUGUUUAUAUCAAGUAUAUCUGAGUGUUGUCUAAUUAGAAGCCCGAUUAGUUUAGCUGGUAAGGCAGAAUCAAUAUGUGUAUGUAUCUUCUACCGAAAGUAUUUUGAAGAGACUUUUGUAUAUCUCGAUCGCAGCUUGAUAGCAUAAUCUGAAGCAAUAUCUUUUACGAAAACCGCUGAAUAAUCUCAGCUGAAUCUUCCAUUCGGUUCGACGUCUGAUGCCUUCGAUUAAGAACGACUAAAAUGAAAAAUCGAAAACUAAGCAAGAUAAAUAUCAAAGAACAAAGAAUAUAACGAGAAGGGAAAGAAAUUCAAAUAAAAUAAAACUACCUCAAAUUUUUGCAAGCAUAGAACACAAUGAAUUUUUCGAGACAAGUUUUCUAAAAUGAACAAAUACAAAUAAACCAAAGGGAUCCGAGGAAUCGGAACCGAACCACACAAGGGAAGUACAUAUAUACGCGUAGUACACAGAGGAAAAGAUACAAGGGGAAAGAUACAAGAUACAAGAACCGUAGGCUAACACACACACAUAUUUUGCUAAAUUUGGAUACAGUCUGUUUAGAAUAAGCACAGCUCCGGGAAUCGAGUUCGAGUUCGAGUUUCAAUUCAUUUACCUUCGAGUUCCAUUUCGAGGUCGAUCCUUAGGAGCGACCCUGACUCUCCCGAUCAGAUUAUCCAGACAUGCGUUUGUAAAUAGAGGAGUUUACCAGCAAGAUACAUAUAUAUUCGAUAUCAUAACCAUAAUUCGUAAUGUUAAUACUGCAACCGCUUUAAUUAAUUACAGAGAGUAUGGCAUUUACCAGGCGUACGUACAUAACCAUGCAAACCAUACAUAUACAUAUAUACACGUGUAUACCCCAGAAUGUAUUGCUAAACCUAAACUUAUUUCAAAGAAUGGCCAGAUUGGUUUUAGAUUCAGUUCUGGCCAGGGUCCCGCAGGGACAUCCGACACCACACACCAGCAGAGACAAGAACACAGCCGAACAGCAGCCAUGUGGCUUCAGGUGUAACUAAUGUAAUCAAAAGAAUUAUAUACAUAUAUUAUUGAACUCUAUAUACACAACUUAGUAGAAGACGAACACGAAGAACUUGUAAUGCGCUGAGAAAUGACAAAAUAUAUGGAAAACAAAUACUA
Molecule: messenger RNA, 8666 nt
Organism: Drosophila bipectinata
Lineage: Eukaryota; Metazoa; Arthropoda; Insecta; Diptera; Drosophilidae
Gene: jing
Product: AE binding protein 2 jing
Biological process (GO): regulation of transcription by RNA polymerase II
Cellular component (GO): ESC/E(Z) complex
Source: RefSeq, a predicted model, not a curated record